Nicotiana tabacum (common tobacco) is the source of this 2234-nucleotide messenger RNA. Lineage: Eukaryota; Viridiplantae; Streptophyta; Magnoliopsida; Solanales; Solanaceae. The record is from RefSeq and is a predicted model, not a curated record.
UGGUUUGGGCCUUUAGCGAAAGCCGUACUAGCACAGUCCAUUUACCUUGUUCAUUUUAUCUCAAAAAGGCCUGCUCUGUUCCCCGUCGGCGGUCGGACACCAGAAAGAGUGAAAAAUGCUAGGAAGAAGUUUUGUUCCGGCGAUGCUCUGCAAAUCACGGCAGCUUCAACAUCUCUUCUUCUACCCAUUCAUUUUCCAACCCGUUUUAGCCCAUUCCUCUCCCCAUCAAACCAGGUUUUUAAGAGAGCAGUCACAAUUGGGCCAAAUUUUAGAGUACAAAAAUGUGAUCUUAGAUUGGUAAAUUCGGGUCGGUAUUUCUGCACGAGUGGCAAAUCCGGGGAAACGUCGAAUGGCGGUAGAAAUGAUGCUGUUGCAGUUGCAGAGAGUUCUGGUGAGUUUAAAGAAGAUAAAAUCAAGAGGAAGAAACUAAAGGGUAAAAGAGAGGUUGUGAAGUGGUUGAAGUUCUUCAGGUGGAAGAAGAAGAAAGAGCUCCAAAGGAUGACUGCAGAAGAGAAAAUCCUCUUCAAAUUGAGCAAGGCAAGGAAAAAAGAGGAAAGGCUUCUUGAAGCUCUGAAGAAAGUUGAGCCCAAGGAGAUAUCAGAAGCUACUCACGACCCAGAAAUAUUGACACCAGAAGAACACUUCUACUUUUUGAAAAUGGGGGAGAAGUGCAAGAAUUAUGUACCAGUUGGGAGACGUGGGAUAUACCAGGGUGUGAUCCUUAAUAUGCAUCUACAUUGGAAGAAGCACCAAACUCUGAAAGUGGUGGUGAAAACAUUCUCUCCAGAGGAGGUUAAGGAAAUUGCUGCAGAGCUUGCAAGAUUAAGUGGUGGGAUCGUUCUUGAUAUCCAGGAUGAUAACACCAUUAUAAUGUACAGGGGAAAAAACUACUCCCAACCACCAACCGAGAUAAUGUCUCCAAGAAGUACUCUUUCUAGGAAAAAGGCCUUAGAUAAAUCUAAAUACAGAGAUUCCUUAAAAGCUGUUAAGAGAUACAUUCCACGGCUUGAGCAAGAUCUCGAGCUGCUUCGAUUGCAAGCUGAAAACAAAACUGGUGCUCCUGACAAUAAUCAAGAGACUGGCUUUGAGAAUUUUAGCCAUGCACACUGUCCCGACCAGCAAAUUGGGGCAUCUGAUAAGCUCAAACGGCUAAUGAUUGAAAAUGAAGAACAGGGUGAAGAAGAUGAUUCCAUGGUAGAUACAGAUAUAGGAUCGGCUUCUGAAGAUCUUUCAGAUAUUUUUGAGACAGACUCUGAGGAAGAGGAUAAGGAGAAGAUUGAAGAACCUCUUUACUUGGAUGUGUUCGAAAAGUUUCCAGUGCAGGGCAAUGGAGAUGCACAUGAUUUUGAGGAGGAUUUGCUUCAGAUAUCUUCUAACUCGAGGAGAGAGAAAUCACCAGGUAAAGAUGUCGAUACACCAGCACUUGAUGAGGUUGAUAGGAUAAUUCUGCAAGCUGCAUCGCUUUUGAAGAAAAGGAGGAGAUGAGUAGUGGUUCAUUAGCUAAACUUGGAGGCUCUGUCCAGGGAUUCCGUCUCCCCAGUGGGGUUCGUUGAGUGAGAGGGAUUGUGAGCCGGUUAUAGUCUACAGUUUUGCAGCAGGUGAGAAGCAGCAAUUACAUCCAGGUUCAUCAUCUAGUUCAGCUCUUGUCCCUGUCAACAGAACUCUUAGGACUGAAGUGGAGAAAAUGAGCAGUCGCAGCUGUUAACUGGGCUUCAACAAGAGCCUAGACAAGUGUGAUAGAAAAUCACAUAUGAAAAAGUUGUUCUGGGAAACAAAGACGAUUACAACAUUAGCAAUCUAGACUUCUCACAAUGACCAGCAGUGAUGGCGACGGCGAACUAAAUAUCACAGCUAUUAUAUAAUACUGGGAUCACUCACUGAUUAGCUGCAAUUCAUUGUGGGAUUCCUGCACAAUGGGAUUACUGUUUUCCAAUUGUUGAUUCUUCUCUAAUCCAGAGUGGAAUUUAACAUGUUUGAGCAGAAAAGAAAUGCUUACUAGUACUCUUUCUGUGAAUUCUUCAGCGAGGUAGCAGUAGCCUGGUUUUAAGCUCUUGCUGACACCAGAAAAUAGUUUUAUACAGUUCAUUCAUCCCUUACAAUAAUCAUCAUUUCAAAGUCUUAGUGGCCAUUUGCAAAAGCUUUACCUUUUCAGUCUAGACAAGAGAAAAAAAACUUGCUCAAAUCUGAUAUUUACAUUGUGACUACAAUGGACUAAUAUGAUUUGGUUCCGAGCA